GAGAGCAUUUGAACCGAAAAUACAACACAAGAAAAAUCAGUUAAAUAACUAUUAAUAUUAAUGUCCAUCAGUUGAUAGAAAGUAAUAAUAAUAAUAAUAAUGAGUCUAAAAGAGACACUUUUCAAGUCAACCAAACAUAAGACGUUUGCCAACGAAGAGUCGCUGCCAUCGUUGCCGGUGCCGACACUGCGGCCAACUCUUGACGUAUACCUGGACUCAGUGCGAGCCGUAGUCGAUGGACAACAGUAUGAGGCAACUGAAGAAAUUUGUCGCCAAUUUGAGUCGGGAAUCGGUAAACAAUUGCAAGACUUGUUUGAAAAACGGACAGAAAAUAGCAAGAAUUGGUUAACCGAUUGGUGGUUAGAGUACGCAUAUCUAAUGCAAAGAUUACCAUUGAUUCCCUAUUCAAAUAUGACUGGAGUUCAACCAAACUUUGACUUCUGGCCGCUUAAGACUGGAACUGGUAUUAAAAGGCUGGCAUUGAUGGCACACUUUAGUCUUGAUUUUUAUCAACUUUUAAGAAAGGAACAAUUGAAAGCCACUCGAGUUCGCAACGCUUUUUGGUCAAUGGAUCAGUUCAAGUAUUUGUAUAACACUUGCCGAAUACCGGGCCCAGAGAAAGAUACUUUGAAAAACACAUUUAAGACGGAAUCGGAAGGACCGAUUGCAUCGACAAUUACUAUAGUCCUCUAUAGAGGAUAUAUAUUUGCUUUUGACAAUCUGGUUAACGGACAGUUUCUUACGGCACCGGAAAUAGAAAUACAGUUGAAUUAUAUUGAGAAUUGGUGUCAAUCGCAGACCCAAUCGGGUCCCGGUGUUGGUUCACUUACUUCAACAGACCGAACCAAAUGGGCUGAAAACAGAAAAUAUUUGCAACAAUUGACUCAUGAAAAUGAAAAAUAUCUUAACAUUAUUGAGGAUGCAUUGUCUGUCUGUGCUCUCGAUGAUAACCAGCCUAACACUCCUUUAAAAACAUGUUAUCAAACAGCGUGCGGUAAUUGUGUCGAUCGUUGGGCGGAUAAAUCUAUUACAUUAGUUGCCUAUAGGAAUGGGAACCUGGCUUCCAGUGCCGAUCACACACCAUUUGAUGCAAUGUCAUUGGCCACACUCUCGCAAUAUAUCAAUCUAUCGGUGUUUGAGACUAAAGGAGAAUAUUACGGUCAGAUACCGGACCGAAAACUACCAGUGCCGAUGCUUUUAGACUUUCAAAUUGAUGACAAAUUGCGAACUGAGAUAACAAAAGCGCAACAAUCGUAUCGUACUAUCUGUGAUGGCAUUGACUAUCAUCACGAAGUUUUCAAAGAUUAUGGCCGCAGUUUGUCAGCCAAACAUCGUAUACAUCCCGAGGCGUAUAUUCAAAUUGCAAUGCAAUUGGCUUAUUAUCGAUUGCAUGGUAAACCUGCACCCACUUACUGUACGGCCACCACCAGACGCUUCUAUAAGGGUAGAACCGAAACGUGUCGGACAUGUACUCCCGAGGCCGUCGAGUUUGCCAUAUCUGUGAUCAAAGGCAACAGUGAUAAUAAUUAUUUAUUCAAUUUGCUACUGAAAGCCGGCCAAAAGUUUCAGCAAUCGAUGACAAACGCAUGCAAUGGACAAGGAUGUGAUCGUCAUUUUCUCGGCUUAUAUGUUACGUCAGUAGAGAACAACAUAGAGUUACCCGAGUUAUUCACCGAUUCGUCAUUCAUGCAAUCCGGUGGCAGCGGUACAUACGUGUUGUCGACCAGUUGUUCCGGCUAUUGGAAGUCAUGCGGCGGAAUGCCUCCGAUGCGUGAGGACGGCUAUUCGUGUUUCUACGGCAUUGAGAAUCAUCAGUACUCUUUCAAUAUAAUGACUUUCAAGUCGUGUCCCGAUACCAGUGCCCAACGGUUUUAUGAUAGUUUGCGUCAAUCAUUGCUUGAGAUGCGAAAUAUUUUAGACUCUCAAAAGUCAAACUCAACUACACUUCAACACAAUCUUUGAUAAGUUUAUUUAAUCCAAAAAUUUUAUAUUAUUUUUAUUUUGUUAUAUUUUAUUAACUUUAGUCUUUUAUUUAAAGAAAACAAAUUUUCAUUAUUAGUGCUAUUUUUUUAAAUGAAAUCUCAAUAUUUUUAUAUUAUUCCA
This is a messenger RNA of Oppia nitens, 2103 nucleotides long. Its product is annotated as peroxisomal carnitine O-octanoyltransferase-like. The coding region runs from base 100 to 1962 and encodes 620 amino acids. Gene Ontology annotation, molecular function: carnitine O-octanoyltransferase activity. Gene Ontology annotation, cellular component: peroxisome. The transcript has 9 exons. NCBI's taxonomy places the organism in Eukaryota, Metazoa, Arthropoda, Arachnida, Sarcoptiformes, Oppiidae. The record is from RefSeq and is a predicted model, not a curated record.